Paramuricea clavata is the source of this 729-nucleotide messenger RNA. Lineage: Eukaryota; Metazoa; Cnidaria; Anthozoa; Malacalcyonacea; Plexauridae. The record is from the annotation of a GenBank genome assembly.
AUGGCUUCACCCUACAUCGGUUCUCUGUUAGACUCCGGGAAACAAACUGACGUUAUCUUCAUGGACAUGUCAAAAGCGUUCGACAAGGUCAGUCAUACUGCUCUUGUUAACAAACUUUCAAACUACGGUAUUAGAGGGUCUCUGCUUAAUUGAUUUUCACACUAUCUACAUGGCCGCCAACAACGUGUAACUACUCUCGGUGCAACGCCUUCUAAAAAACCAGUUUCUUCGGGAGUGCCUCAAGGCAGUAUUUUAGGGCCAAUUCUAUUCCUCCUCUACGUUAAUGAUCUUCCUGAUGCUGUUGACAACUCAAAAGUGGCUUGCUUCGCUGACGACACCAAGAUCUUCCGUUGCGUCGACUCUAUCUCCGAUGCUGCACCCCUCCAAAGCGAUCUGAGUAACUUAGAAAAUUGGUCUACAUCCAGUGGUCUCGUCUUCAACCAGCUCAAAUGCAAGUGUCUGCGCGUGACUAGGAAAAUCCAGCCUACUACUUAUCCAUAUAAGAUCAAGGAUAAGGAACUCACAACAACGUCGGUUCAGAAGGACUUAGGAAUUUGGGUUGCCAGUGAUCUCACAUGGACCAAGCAUGUCUUAGAACGUUGUGCGAAAGCCAACAAACUGCUUGGUUUCGUGAGGAGAAGCGCUGGAGAAAUAUUCAACUCACGGACCCGCCGGAAACUGUAUCUCUCAGUUGUCCGCCCGGUUUUUGGCUACGCAAGUCAAGUAUGA